Messenger RNA from Lachancea nothofagi CBS 11611, 2517 nucleotides. The record is from the annotation of a GenBank genome assembly. NCBI's taxonomy places the organism in Eukaryota, Fungi, Ascomycota, Saccharomycetes, Saccharomycetales, Saccharomycetaceae.
AUGAAAGAGGCGUCGCCAGGUAAAAACAAGUUUUUGCGCCGGGCAAAGACGUUUACUGGAUGUUGGACUUGUAGGGCACGGAAAAUCAAGUGCGAUCUUGGUAAGCCGACAUGCCAAAGAUGUGAGAAGUCCAGUUUCCAGUGUGGCGGCUACGAUAUAAAACUACAGUGGUCCUCACCAAUUCAGUUCAAUUGUUAUGGGCAAGUAAUACCUGGAGGAAACAACCCCGCAGGUGCAGAUGAGCCCCCAUCGCAACGGCGUGAUAUAGCAUUUGUGAAAUACAAAGAGGAAUAUGAGUACUAUGAAGAUAUGGACGACGAGCUUUCUUUGCUACAUUCACCACCACUCGAACAGAUUGCUGAUGAUAGGACGUGGAUGAUCAAGAAGUUCGCCGUAUUUCGAGGCACUGAGAAAGUUAAAGUUAAACAUGUGCCACGACGCAAGAGGCGUGCCCAGCAAAAAAUCAGCCGGAGUAUGGUGCCUAUCAAAGCCGGCUCAGACCAAAAUAUUUUCAGCUUGAAUAAUUCUGACGCAAAUGCUUUGUCAGGAUCAUCCGUUGCAGAGGAAGCCGGUUCAACAAUAAGUAAUGAAACGAACUCCGAGAUACCUAGCGCUUCUGGUAUAGCCAAUCUUUUCAACUUCGACUUCUCAUCUGUGAACUUCAAGGGUCAUGAGUGGAUUUCGAAUGAACUCCGAGAUGACGCUUUACUUUCGGCUUUCGCUAUACAGGGCUUUUCAGCCGAUACCCCAACGCAUUCACAGCCAGAUAGGACACAACCGCAGGCACAAACACCCCACCGAAAUAGUCAUGAAAACCCGUUGGAUCAGUUCGAGAACUUCAACACCGACGAUGGUAAGGAUUUAUCUCAAAUUUACAAAAUUCUAUUUCACAGGCACGAAGAUCGGCCUCGAUCUAGAAGACAUACGUCGGCAAUUGAAGUCACCGACCCGAAUGCAAAAUCUUCAGUGGUUCCUCUCGGAGAUAUCAUUCUGAUUGAUUCUGCAGGCACUGAAGGCCAUAUGCCGAAAGAGGUCCUGGAAGUUGUCGAGUCCGACAUACCAGAUCCCACAAUAUUCAAUUUACCGGAUAAUAACAACCUGCUGCUACGCGUACCAACGACGAGUCUCAAAGUCAACGGUCUAACGAGGUUUUUGCUAAAUUACUAUCUGCAAAAUGUGGUUGAUCUAAUGACUGUAGUAGCCCUACAGACCAAUCCUUGGCGAACUAUUUAUUUUCCACGCGCUUUGCAGGCUAUUGGUGAUCUGGCUGGUAUAGGUUAUACGUCGCAUUCAAGGAACUCUCUUUUGAACGCAAUAUUAGCCGUUUCGUGCUUCAAUCUCCAAAGCAAAUUUCCAAAGAAUUCCCCAGAAAUGAAAUAUUAUUUGCAAUUAGGCAUCGAGUUCAGAGGGCAAGCAUCAGAGUUUCUCAAAACAUGCCUCGAGCUGAGCGUGAAACAAGAAAGGUACAAGGAUAUUCUGACAGCAAUCUUGUCGAUGAAUUCGAUUGACGUCGUUUGGGGUACCAUGGCAGAUUGUCAGUAUCACCUGAGUCUGUGUGAGGAACUGGUCGAAGCGAGAAUGAAAACGAGGCCAAAAAUUUCACAGAAGGCAAGGUCUCUGCAUCGAAUUUUCUCGUUUCUAAAAUUAAUACAGGAUAGUACGGCUCUGGACAAAGUAACCGAAAAGGAAAUUGUGCUGAAGGGCGCAGAAAACGAAGACGAUUUGUCGAGUCAUUCCAGUAACCAUGAAGAUGGUGGUGAAUUUAAGGAGUCGCUGGACAAAGUUAAUGGCAAAAUUCGCAUCGAAUACGUGCAGCAACAAGGUUCUAAUGCAAGCACGCCGAUAUUUACGAACAUUGCUAGUCAAACGUAUUACUUUCCCAAGAGCGCAACUAGCGAAAACAAUUUUCUAGAUGCACUUUACGGGCUUCCCAACUCUAUCAUUUUACUGUUCUCGGACUGCGUGAGGCUUGCUAGACAUCGGGAGUAUUACAGAAUGCACUCGUCAGAAGUGCCGGCGAGCUAUCAAGAACUGUGUACCGAGUUUGAGGGAAGGUUGCUAAGAUGGAAAUCUGAAUGGGAAUUCUACAAGCCUUACACUGAAGAGUUUGUCAACGAUACAGUGCAAGGUGUUUACCACCACACUAUGAGCUUCUACCAUAGUCUGAUCAUCUAUUAUCACACCCGUGCUCAAGACCAAGAGCACGAAACAGUUCAGUUCAACGUUCGGGAAGCGCUUGAGCAUUUGAAUAAACUUACAGAUCUCAUCCAUAACAAGGGCGUCAAGAUAGUACCGCUUAUUUGGCAAGGUUUUAUGGCUGGCUGUGCCGCUGUUAACACUAAUCUACAGAUGCAAUUCAAAGAAUGGGCUGCCAAGCUUGCGGACUCUGGUAUGGGCUCGUAUUGGGGUGCUAGACAAAUUAUGUUCGAAGUCUGGAGACGACGCCUGAACGGUGAACGCUGUGAUAAUUGGUUUGACGUCUACAAAGAUUGGGAAAUGAACUUAAUGCUAUCGUGA